Messenger RNA from Exophiala oligosperma, 1484 nucleotides. RefSeq lists its product as uncharacterized. The coding region runs from base 393 to 1484 and encodes 363 amino acids. The record is from RefSeq and is a predicted model, not a curated record. Gene Ontology annotation, molecular function: zinc ion binding; alcohol dehydrogenase (NADP+) activity. NCBI's taxonomy places the organism in Eukaryota, Fungi, Ascomycota, Eurotiomycetes, Chaetothyriales, Herpotrichiellaceae. The transcript has a single exon. Gene Ontology annotation, biological process: alcohol metabolic process.
CAUUAUUGACGGUGUUGGUAUCAUACAGACUCUCUCGGUCUUCACCUCUGACGAUUUCGGGCUUCAUAGGGAUUUAUAAGAACUUGUAUGCACCGUCUGAGAUCCUAGAUCCCUGUUUAUCGACUGGCUUGGCCGAGAUUCCCAUCAAUCCGCUCACUUCCCGCCUUUGGCAUCUCCAUUUCCAGCAAUUGACCGAGACCAUCGAUUUCUGGACCGAGGCUUUGAUAAAUCAUCACUUUUCCCUUGGUAAAAGCUGGAAAGAGAUAAAAAGAAUAAUAACUCUCUCACAUUUCGAAUCGAGACAGCUGAGCCUAGAGUCUGCAUUCUAUCCUCUCCAAGACAAUCACUCAGCGUCAUCAUCCUUGUUCGUUUGAACCACACUACGAUACACAAUGUCAACCGACUACAAGUUCCAAGGCUGGGUCGGCCUCGACAAAGACUCUGCAAACGGCCACAUGGUCUGGCGAGACUUCACCCCCAAGCCCUUCGAGGAAACCGAUGUUGACAUCAAGAUUACUCAUUGUGGUAUCUGUGGCUCUGACCUGCACACCCUCAGGAGCGGAUGGGCUCCGGCCAUGUACCCUGUCGUCGUUGGCCACGAGAUCGUUGGAACCGCGGUCCGCGUAGGGUCCAAGGCCGAAGGAGGGAUCAAAGUUGGCGAUCGAGUUGGCGUCGGAGCUCAGAGCUCGUCGUGUCUGAGGCCCGACUGUGAUGAAUGCUCCCACGGGUCCGAGAACUACUGCCAGAACGGUCAAACGGGCACGUACAACAGCAAGUAUCGCGACGGCAACAAGUCCUACGGAGGCUAUGCCAACUAUUGGAGAGGCCCGUCCCAUUUCGUCUUUCGAAUCCCCGAUGCUCUACCGAGUGAUGUUGCGGCGCCCAUGCUGUGCGGAGGUGUUACGGCUUUCUCACCACUCCUCCAUCACAAGGCUGGCCCCGGCAAAACGGUCGGCAUCAUCGGCGUCGGUGGACUCGGUCACUUUGGCAUAAUGGGAGCCAAAGUUCUGGGCGCCGACAAGGUCGUGGCCAUAUCGAGAACGUCGACAAAGAAAGCGGAUGCUCUGAAAAUGGGCGCUGACGACUUCAUUGCCACCGACGAGGAUAAAGGGUGGAAUCGCAAGCACAGGAAAAGCCUCGACAUCAUCGUGAGCACCGUCUCCAGUCCUAAGAUGCCUCUACAACAGUACCUCCAACUCCUGCGGGUCGACGGUGUGUUUGUGCAGAUAGGUGCUCCCGAGGACGCUCUGCCCCCGGUCAAUGGCUUUCAGCUGCUAGGAAAACGAUGCAGCAUUACAGGAAGCAGCAUUGGAAGUCCUAAAGAGAUUAGGUACAUGUUGGAUCUGUUUGCAGAGAAAGGGGUGCGGACCUGGAAUAACAAUGUCCCGAUGAAAGACGCGAAUCGAGCAAUUGUGGAUAUGGAGGCGGGCAAAGCGAGGUACAGAUACGUGCUCGUGAAUGAGCAACAUGCCUCUCGCCUAUAG